Molecule: messenger RNA, 753 nt
Organism: Cebus imitator (Panamanian white-faced capuchin)
Lineage: Eukaryota; Metazoa; Chordata; Mammalia; Primates; Cebidae
Product: phospholipid phosphatase 2-like
Exons: 6
Coding region: 28-753 (241 amino acids)
Biological process (GO): signal transduction; phospholipid metabolic process; phospholipid dephosphorylation
Molecular function (GO): phosphatidate phosphatase activity
Source: RefSeq, a predicted model, not a curated record
CAAGGCGCGGCGUCAGGGGCCGUGGGCAUGCAGCGGUGGUGGGUCUUCGUGCUGCUUGACGUGCUGUGCUUGCUGGUAGCCUCCCUGCCCUUCGCUGUCCUGUUGCUGGUGAACACCCCGUAUAGGCAAGGAUUUUACUGCGGGGAUGAAUCCAUCCGGUACCCCUACUGGCCAGACACCAUCACCCAUUGGCUCAUGGCCGGGGUCACCAUCACGGCCACUGUCAUCCUUGUCUCUGUGGGAGAAGCCUACCUGGUGCACACGGACUGGCUCUAUUCCCGCUCCGACUUCAACAACUACGUGGCUGCCGUGUACAAGGUACUGGGGACCUUCCUGUUCGGGGUGGCAGUGAGCCAGUUUCUGACGGAUCUGGCCAAGUACACAAUCGGCCGUCUGCGCCCCAACUUCCUGGUCGUCUGUGACCUUGAGUGGAGCCAGGUCAACUGCUCAGUCUAUGUGCAGCUGGAGAGGGUGUGCAGGGGAAACGCUGCUGACGUCACCGAGGCCAGGUUGUCUUUCUACUCAAUACAUCCCUCCUUUGGGAUGUACUGCGUGGUGUUCCUGGAGCUCUACGUGCAGGCAUGGCUCUGCUGGAAGUGGGUGCGGUUCUUUCUGGUGGCCUUUGCCCUCUAUGUGGGCUACACCCGCGUGUCUGAUCACAAACACCACUGGAGCAACGUCCUUGCUGGCCUCCUGCAGGGGCGCUGGUGGCUGGCCUCACUUACCUCUUUCCCCAACCCCAGUCCUUUCUGA